This is a messenger RNA of Frieseomelitta varia, 1194 nucleotides long. Its product is annotated as CD151 antigen-like. Lineage: Eukaryota; Metazoa; Arthropoda; Insecta; Hymenoptera; Apidae. The transcript has 6 exons. The coding region runs from base 27 to 875 and encodes 282 amino acids. The record is from RefSeq and is a predicted model, not a curated record. Gene Ontology annotation, cellular component: membrane.
GUUUCAGCUACGUCCUAGUUAAAUUUAUGAAUUGGAGUAAAUUUUUUACCUGGACGCCAGAUCACGAGGAGCAUGCGAAUGAGGAAACGACGGAAACGGAAAACGACGAGGACGUCACCGAUAGUACGGGAUCCACCGUAUCCACCGACAAAGAGUCUAAUUUCCUUGGAAUGCAUUUUCACAAGUUCUCACACAAUCAUUUAUCGCAACGAUGUAUUAAACUGGUUUUCUUAACAAUCAAUGUUGCAGUUUUUAUUGCAGGCAUUAUUGGCAUUGUAAUCUCUAUAUGGAUUUUCACUGACAAUAAAAUAAUGAUGAGACUGAUAGACCAACGCUUUUAUGUUACAACGUUGUUAUUUGCCAGUUUAAUUGGUUCAUUAGUAUCAUUAUUGGGGAUUCUCGGCGUGCUUCGAAAGAAAACGAAAUGUUUGAAAGUUUAUGGUCUGUGUUGCUUGACAUUUCUCUGCGUCAUAUUCGUUAGCGGCAUAAUGAGUUUUUGGAUUUUGGAGGAAAUCGUAAGGAGGAUUCAGAUCGACAUGAGCGCCACCAUCGAGGGAUAUCAUUCCUCUCCGUCGAGCAGAGAAGCUUGGGAUAAUACCCACAGAUACCUGAAAUGUUGUGGAAUAAAGUCCGCGAAGGACUGGCUCAAGUAUCGCGCUGAAAUUCCAACAAGCUGUUGCUCCAGAUCUAUCGAAGAAUGUUUACGAAUGACAGAAGCAGUGGCAUAUAAAUCAGGAUGCCUGAGAAACGCCGUACUAUUGCUGAAGUCUCAUAUACACACCAUUAGCUUGACCGUGCUGCUGAUUUUCCUAAUCAUAUUAGUGAGUUUCCUCCUUGUGCUCUGUAUACUUGCUAGAAUGAAGAGGCAAUUUUAAAACUGAAUAGUCGGGGCAAAACACGAGAAACGAUAUAGAAUUUUAUUUGGAAUGAGAGGCGAAGGUGAACGAGGAUCAAUGACUGUAGAUGAGAAAAUGAGAAAUUCGCUGUGAAACGUUUCCCAGCUUUUAUUAUCAUAUAUAGAUCAUAUAUUUUCUGAAAACACUUAAUAUAUUGUACUUAUGAUAGUAAUAUUACUGGACAUGCUGAUUUGGGUUUUUCUUUUCGCGACGCACGUGCACGACCACGGAAUUUGUGUUUCGGAAAAAAAGUUCUCUCUCCACGUUUCUCUAACAAAUGGAACCAUCGAUCGAUGGA